Mangifera indica (mango) is the source of this 3285-nucleotide messenger RNA. Its product is annotated as protein FAM135B-like. The transcript is spliced from 16 exons. The coding region runs from base 523 to 2904 and encodes 793 amino acids. Lineage: Eukaryota; Viridiplantae; Streptophyta; Magnoliopsida; Sapindales; Anacardiaceae. The record is from RefSeq and is a predicted model, not a curated record.
GCAAAGCUUUUUGCCUUGGACAUGUAUUUUUGGCGCAAAACUUCGUUAUCAACAAAUCUCCACAUCAUCUUAUUGAUGGAGAAACAAAAAUGGGAAAUCACCGUAAAAUUGAUGAAUAGCUAUCUUCAAUUUUGAAAGAAACAAACUUAAAUCAAACUCGCGCAAAUCACGACGUCAUUAUUCAUUGUAGAUCUGAACCGCGGUUUGUCCUGUUCUUCUUCUUUACCCUUUACAUUCUCUAUCAAUUGCAUUGUGUGUUGAUCCUUUUAUUGAAGCUGCAGUUAAUUUCUUGUCUGAAGAUUCGCUCAUUUACACCAGUAGUUAUUGAUAGUGAGAAUUCUUAUAGUUUGUGGUGCAAAAAGCAACAAGGAGGUUGGGGGAGAACUAUUGUGUGGCUUGUUAUGUGAUUGAAAAUCCAGUUUUAGAGUGUGCUAUAAAGGAUUUGUGGAGUUCAUUAAAGGGGACUAAUAUUUAUCAUAUUAGAUUGAAAAACGAGGAUGCAUGUUUGGGGGGUUUUAGAACAUGAUGGUUCAAAAGAAGUUGUUGCUGAAGAACCUAGCUCCCAAGAAGGUUGAAUCUGAGGACGUGCUCACAACUGUUCAAGAGGUUGCCGUUUAUCUUCAUAGGUUUCACAACCUUGACCUUUUCCAUCAGGGAUGGUAUCAAAUUAAGAUUAGCAUGAAAUGGGAGAACGAAGACGAUUCCUCUUUCGGCACACCAGUAAGAGUUGUUCAAUAUGAAGCUCCCAAUCUAGGUUAUGGUGAAAUUUUUGGAGGAUGGAGGAUCAAUGAUAGAGACAACAGUUUUUCUACACAGCCAUUCCGGAUCAAGUAUGCAAGGCAGGAUAUUAUUCUAUCUAUCCUGAUUUCAUUCAGUCUAUCUCCUAGUAAAUAUGAGGGUCCAUUUACAUCUGCUAUUAUUUUGAAGUUUGAGCUUAUGUAUGCUUCAAUCUCGGAGAUUCGGUACGAGUUGCAGGCUUCUCUGGAUGCUUGUCCUGCUGCAGUCCAUGAAUUUCGGAUACCUCCUAAAGCACUUUUGGGAUUGCACUCAUAUUGCCCUGUCCACUUUGACGCAUUUCAUGCAGUGCUUGUUGAUGUAAGCAUUCAUGUGAGUCUACGCAAAGCUGGUUCUCACAGCCCUGCAUUGAAGGUAUCCAGUGAUACUUUCAAGGAUGCAGAUGUUGCUGGCAGGAUUGUUAAUGCAUCUGAUCAAGCUUUGGAUCAAGUGGCCUCUGCAGAUACAAAACCUGUCAUCCUUGUUAAAGCAUUAUUAGAUUCCCGCAGUACUUUGCUUGAAGAUCUACAAAAACUUAGUGAAGCAAUUAAUCAAGCUAUUGAUAUGACUGAGUUUAUGUCUGGAAUAGAUGCUAUAAAGUUGUCUCAUCCUCUCUUGCAAGUGAAUCUGGGUACUGCCAACGGUGAAGUUCCAGAACAAGGCAUGCCACGGAAUCAUUCUGAGAGUGCAAAGGGUUCUCAGAAUUUUCAGAGGGAUCAGUUGCUCAGCACCUUAUCAGAGGAAAACCUGUUGAAAAUUUUUGAUUUUUUGGGCAAGCAAGUGUUCUAUUUAUGGAAUAUAUUUCUAAAUUUCCACAGGGCUAACAGUAGAUUGAUACUGAAAUAUUUACGUGAUGCAUGGGCCAAGGAUCGGAGAGCUGAAUGGUCCAUAUGGAUGGUGUACUCCAAGGUUGAGAUGCCUCAUCAUUAUCUAAAUAGUGGGUUUGAUGAGCCUCCCUACAAUGGUGUGCAUAGAAAAGUUUCAAGUUUGUUGAAGUUGAACGAUGAUCCUACUCAGCUUGCAGCAAUGCGUGCAGAACUUCACCGUCGAAGUAUUGCACAAAUGAAGAUCAACAGUCGGUUUAUUCAAGAUAUGUAUAUAUUUGGAGACCCUUCACAUAUUCCUAUUGUAAUGGUGGAGUGUGUCAUUAAUGCUCCACGCCGUACUUUUAGUGAAGAUUCAUACUUCAGAAAUGUGUACCCAAUAAGCGGGUGUGGCUCACACGCAGGGCCAGGCUCCAAAUCUGGAAAACAGCUACCUGGUUCUAGCUCACCACAGCAUGGUCGUGACUUGAAGAUUGUUGUCUUUGUGCAUGGGUUUCAGGGACAUCAUCUGGAUUUGCGGCUUAUUCGGAAUCAAUGGCUUUUGAUAGAUCCAAAGAUUGAGUUUCUUAUGUCAGAAGUGAAUCAAGAGAGAACAUCUGGAGAUUUAAGAGAGAUGGGACUAAGACUGGCUAAAGAAGUGAUUGCUUUUAUUAAGAAAAAAAUGGAUAAAGUGUCAAGAUCUGAUGGUUUAAGAGAUAUCAAGCUUAGUUUUGUUGGGCAUUCACUUGGAAAUAUCAUUCUUAGAACAGCAUUAGCAGAGGGUGUUAUGGAACCAUACCUAAGGUACCUGCAUACAUACGUUUCUAUAUCUGGUCCACAUUUGGGGUAUCUGUACAGUUCGAACUCCUUAUUCAACUCUGGGCUGUGGCUUUUGAAGAAGUUGAAGAAUACGCAGUGCAUUCAUCAGCUCACUUUCACUGAUACUCCUGAUCUACAAAAUACAUUUUUCUACAAACUCUCUAAGCAGAAGACAUUGGAAUAUUUCAGGCAUAUAAUUCUGCUAUCUUCACCCCAGGAUGGUUACGUUCCAUAUCAUUCAGCCAGAAUUGAACUGUGCCCGGCAGCUUCUUGGGACUACUCAAAAAAGGGCAAAGUAUUUCUGGAGAUGCUGAAUAAUUGCUUGGACCAGAUACGCGCCCCUUCCUCUGAGCAGCGGGUGUUCAUGCGUUGCGAUGUCAAUUUUGAUACCACAGCCUACGGCAAGAACUUGAACACAAUCAUAGGACGGACAGCUCAUAUUGAGUUUUUAGAGUGUGACAUCUAUGCAAAAUUCAUAAUGUGGUCCUUUCCUGAAGUAUUUCAGUGAAACCUGUGUUUUGUUGGUCAUCAACUGGGUAUUCUCACCACAAUUACCAGGCACUCUGAGAGGAUUGGUACAUAUGGAGAAUGAAAACAGUGGCCAAUAUUAAUCUGUUAAUUUUAUAUUCAUUUAGCGUAAUUUGUGCUUUAGUAUACCUUGGCAGCGGGGAGGUUCAAAGAAAAUUAACCAUUUAGUUUAUUUGGUUCUGCCGUUUUCCUGGUAACCUGGCCAUUUAAAGUGAUAAGAGGUGUGUGCAGUCUGAGUUACAAAUUUGGUUUUGUUGCGUAAUAUUUUUCUUAGCUAAUUGUUUAUUGAACAAUGUUAUGUGUGUAGACGAUGGUGUAUACAGAUAAACUAUUAUAUGAUUAUUUAUUAUUUUAUUUAUAA